Molecule: messenger RNA, 2153 nt
Organism: Prorocentrum cordatum
Lineage: Eukaryota; Dinophyceae; Prorocentrales; Prorocentraceae
Source: the annotation of a GenBank genome assembly
UUGGCCUUGUCGCAUUUUCGGCUUUCUGAUGCUCCAAGACGGCCCAAGAGGCCCCCAAGAGCGCACGAAGACGGUCCGUAGCCAUUUUGGCUCAAGGCCGCCCUGGCUCGAGCCUGGGCCACCCGGACCUCAGGCCUUGCCGAGCGCAUCCGGCCGCUGCUCGUAGGCCCCGGCGCUGGCCGGUUCCCGAGGGAGAUGCACCGCGCGCUGGCGCGGGGUGCCGUGCGGUCGGGCAAGCUCGUGCACUACGAUGGUAUGGAAAUAACAGUGAUCAGCUCAAUCGGGGACACCGCUGCAAGCUUGGGCCUCAUCAGCACCCUCGUAUUCAGCAUCGCUGUCACCAUCGUGCUGUCAAUUGAGACGGUCGGAAAGGAGGGCAUGAUGAUGUGUUUGUGUGUUGCAAUAUCUACCAGCAUCUACACAACAACGCAUUCACUGCUCGAGUACUACUACACAGCGAACGUCAAGGGGCUUAGCCAGUACAUAGUUAACGAAGAGAAUGAAGGUAACACACUGGAGCCCUCCAAGAAAUUGCACCGGGCUGCAGAGCAGAGCGACUUGGCAGGAGUGUCAAGUACGAAAAUUGACGAGGAGAGGGCGCUGACAAUCAACUCACACGGGGAACUCAUGAUGAUCCUUCUUGAAGCGUUUGCCUCGUUCAAUACUAUGCGCCAGAGGGCCAGAAAUGCUACGUGGGUCUCCAUCUCUUCGAUAUGCUUUGCCGCGCUCUUCAAAAUUGUCUUACAGGAUAAUGAUGCAGGACAGGUGCCACGAUCUCGUUGCUGGAGCGCGGCUCUUUUUUUCGGCGGGUGGUUGUUCUCGUUGGGGUGUGUCCAUGCAUCAUCUGUUACUCAAGCUACCUUAGACAUCAAGGUGUCUGUUGCUGUGUCCGCAAUAGGCCUGGCCAUUAGCUCUUGCACGGCGUACUUUUACGAUCCCGACUUCGACAUGCCGAAGCUCGUGUGCUCAUUCGUUUUAGUGUGCGGCAUCGCCGGCAUGGCGAAAUCUGUGAAGGCUUACCGUGAAGUGUUCAUGCCUUUCAUCAAGCAGCAUGCGACAGUGCAUUGAGGGAGCCGCUCGUAUUGAGUCCGCCAGCCGUCUGAAAUAUACCAGCGCUCGCCAGCUACCCGUGACUGAGGCGGUUGUUGCUUGGCAUCGCUCGGACGUGUGCGUUUUUUCCUCGGCGAGGACCAUCGAGGAGCAUCCUUGAUCAAUUGGCGAAAAAAAACACGCACGAAACCGAAAAAAACGCAGGGAAUGGACGUCCGAGCGAUGGCCAGUGUUGGGCUUUGUCGUUACAGAGUCCCGCUGCAGUUCUGGAACGGUCGCCACAGAUCGGCACCAUAAUACUCCAUAGCACAAUCCGUCCCCCGUCGGACCUCAGCCAGACCUGCCGCACCCCCGCCCUGCUGGUGUCCCCGCGCCGCUGGCGCGCAUCCCGACGAUGCGGCAAGGGCGUCGGAUUCGCCCUUCUCCAAGCCCAACCAAAGUUGAUGGCGUUCCCCCUCUAUCCCUCGUCGCGUUUUCCCUCUGUUGCCUGGCCCCCUCCCCUCUCCCCCCUCCUCCCCCUCCUCCGGCUCACCGACCUCACGACUCUCCCGCGUCUUUUUCCUCGCGUCCUUUCCCGUCUGAUUCUGAUCCUCGCACUUCCGUGUUUUCGCAAGGAGACUGCGCACUUUUGGUUGGACGCCAGGUGCCACAGCGUGCACGUUGCUCUCCCCCUAAGUCGACCGACUAGGCUAGAGGCGACAGCCUGAGUACGGGUAGACGGUUCCAGCAGUCCGCCUGCACUCUCGGACCAGAAGCGACAUCGGCCAGAUUUGGCGACGCCAACUUUGCCCCAGUGGCGAUUCCAAGCUUCCUUUUGAAUUCGAGUGCCAAUAUUGGCGGUUGCGCGCAGGCGGUCAUUUUCAAGCCCCUUCAUAUCUUCUCAUGUUAGUCCUCGAUUCCCCCCCUGCCGCCGCCCACUUUGUGGAGGCCAAGUCUGGCCACCUCCAACCUUUAUGCGUUUUUGGUUGCCGUGCGCUUCGUCGAAGGAUGUUUCACCCCGCGGCCGCGGGCUCCAGUCUUCGUCGGACGCGCCUUCCCGCGACCAAUUGACCAGCCUUAGGGCGUUAAAAAAAAGAGCGCACGAAGACGGCUCAAGAGGCCCC